Molecule: messenger RNA, 2730 nt
Organism: Ictalurus furcatus (blue catfish)
Lineage: Eukaryota; Metazoa; Chordata; Actinopteri; Siluriformes; Ictaluridae
Gene: gfra1a
Product: gdnf family receptor alpha 1a
Exons: 10
Coding region: 1219-2730 (503 amino acids)
Biological process (GO): nervous system development
Cellular component (GO): signaling receptor complex; external side of plasma membrane
Molecular function (GO): signaling receptor activity
Source: RefSeq, a predicted model, not a curated record
UUCAUAAUUUUAUCAUCUAGGGGCCAAUGUAAGGACUAAUACACUUUAAAGCCUCUAAGCAGUGACUGUGUGACUCCGUGUGUUGUGGGAAAUGAGUAGAACAGUAGAAGAUUUUGCAGAACAAUACGACAGUCACAGUUCAGCAAUAAAAAAAUAAUAAUGUUAUUGAACAUUUACAAAUAAGAAUUUGAUCUAUAUCCGCAGUUGAGAUCAGAUUUUGGUUCAACAUAAGUUGAUGUUCUCUUAUGAAGUGAUUUGGCAUGUAAGAAAGCUGAUAUGUAAAUUACAUCUAACUUUUUCUGUGUGUGUGUGUUUUUUUUUUAAACCAAUUUUUCUUAUUCUUUUCUUUAUUGUUCUAUUUGCUCUUCUCCUACUGUUACUUUGUGUCUUCUUCUACUCCUUCUUCAUUUUCACCAAUUUUUCUUUUAUUUCUUGUUCUCUUUGUUCUUCUCCUGCUCCUUUUUUGUCCCUUCUUCUUCUUCUCCUUAUUAUUAUUAUUAUUAUUAUUAUUAUAUCCUCUUCCCUCUUCUUCUUCUACUUGUUGUUGUUAGUGUUAUAAUAAUAAUAAUAAUAACAAUAAUAACAAUAAUAAUAAUAAUAAUAAGAAGAAGAAGAAGAAGAAGAAGAAGAAGAAGCAUAAUCACAGUUAUUUUCAUAAUUCACGUGUUAGCAUAAAUAAAAAUAAAUAUUUAAAAAAACGCACUCGUUUGAGGGAAAUAAAAGUUAAACCCCGCUACUGCGUCGAAUCGCAGCGCGUGCGUAAAAAGAAAAAAAAGGGGUGGGGGGCGACCGCUGAGAGCGCAGGAGCGCGCGCUCCCUCCAGUUUAGUGCCACACCGCGCGCCCUGCCGCGUGCUGCCACUCCGGAGUUCAUUUUUUUGGAGACCUCGGAUAGCGACCCGCGCGUCUUGUUAUAAGCCUCACCCCUCAUGCGCGAGCACAGCGAGACCAUCCCGUUCCGGAACGCUUUUAAGGAACCUUAUUACCAUCACUGCUGCUUUUCUACACUUUUUUUUUUUUUUACUUGUGGGAAUCCCGGUGCAGCAAGAAGGAGCGUGUGUGAGGAGUGAGGAGAGAUGCUCCGGUGGAAGUAAAGACCGGCGUGUGGGUCUGUAAUCAGUGAACUGCUUCAUACACGCGCACACGCGCGCGCGCGCACACGCACACACACACACACACACACACCGCGCGCUGGCUGGAAACGCGAAUCGGACCCGCGAUGAUCGUCUCCACGGUUUGCGUGCUGUUUCUGCUGCUGGACGUCGUGCUGUCCGCAGAAAAGUCCGCGUUUGCUGCAGCGAGCCGGACGGACUGUGUCGGAGCCAGCGAGCUGUGCUUAAAGGAGCCGGGAUGCAGCACCAAGUAUCGGACUAUGAGGCAGUGUAUAACGGGGAAGGAGGGCAACAUCAGCGCCGAGGGGAGGGACGAGUGCCGCAGCGCCCUGGACGCGCUCAAGCAAAGCCCGCUGUACAACUGCAGGUGCAAAAGAGGCAUGAAGAAGGAGAAGAACUGCCUACGCAUCUACUGGGGACUCUACCAACAUUUACAAGGAAAUGAUUUCCUGGAGGAAUCUCCUUACGAGCCCAUGACUAGCCGUGCAUCAGAUAUAUUCCGAUUGGCGCCCAUCUAUUCAGAGGGAGACACAAACAGCGCCCCCUGGAGCUCUCCAGCGACCAUGACACCGGCCCAAAACCCUGGUAGAAACAAGAGAUCAAACCCCGCUUGGGCUGUUCUGGGUGACCCUGCUCUGGCCAGGGAGAACAACUGCCUCAACGCAGCCAAGGCGUGCAACCUGAACGACACGUGUAAGAAGUACCGCUCGGCCUACAUCAGCCCGUGCACGAGCCGGGUCUCCACGGCCGAAGUGUGCAACAAGCGCAAGUGCCACAAGGCUCUGCGUCAGUUUUUCGAUAAAGUGCCUGCCCGACACAGCUACGGCAUGCUGUACUGCUCGUGUCCUCCGGGGGACCAGUCGGCCUGCUCCGAGCGCCGGCGCCAGACCAUCGUCCCCGCGUGCUCCUAUGAGGACAAAGAGAAGCCCAACUGCUUGGCAUUGCAAGUCUCCUGCAAGAGCAACUACAUCUGCAGGUCACGUCUAGCGGAUUUCUUCUCCAACUGUAAGGCUGAGCCACGUUCUCUUUCUGGCUGUCUGAAAGAGAGCUACGCUGAUUGCCUACUCUCCUACUCGGGCCUCAUUGGUACGGUGAUGACCCCAAACUACCUGCGAUCCCCUAAAAUCAGCGUGUCGCCGUUCUGCGACUGCAGCAACAGCGGCAACAGCAAAGAGGACUGCGAGCGGUUCACGGAGUUCUUCACGGAUAACGCCUGUCUGCGUAAUGCCAUUCAGGCGUUUGGAAACGGGACAGAUGUGAGCGUGUGGCAUUCGGCUCCAGUGCAGAGCACCACGACCGUGAUCACUCCGUCACACAGAGGUCGAGGACAUGAGAAAUCACCCAACUCCCUGGAGCCGGACUCGCACGGCAACCACCUGAACCCCGGAGACGACCCGCUGUAUCAGUUUUGUGGAAGCCUGCAGGCACAGAAGCUGAAGUCCAACCAAACAAUAGGUGUGGUAUGUGUGGACCCUCAGAUCGACAACCCCAGCUCCUCCAACUCCCUCUCGGGGAACUCAGCAUCCCCGUCAGUCUUCAGCACCCUGCUCCUCCUGCUGCUCAGCUCUUUGCACUGCUCCCUGGCAGUCCUGCCACCCAACCUGGCACCGCUGUUGUAG